ACUUUAAUAUAAUGCGGUAGUGUAAACUGGAAUCCCCACACCUUAUUCAAUCUAACACAAUACUGCACACAAUGCUUCAUACAGUAGAAAUAGACUUUUAUGCUGACAAGAUUACAUGAAACAGAGUGGGAAAGGACUUGAGUGAAUCAUAAACACAGACCAUUUGCUCUCUCCUUGAGCUAUAAAUCCUAUCAGUAUUACCGAACGGCAGACAGUGUUACCACACCGCACAUUUCAUUCCAGAGUAAUUUCCAAUUUAUGACCCCAAUGCAAAAUAAUUAAAAUUACUGCUCACUUAAAACAGAUUACUACGUGGAAGUACCUUCACAAAAUGUAGUUUGUUUUUUUCAGAUUAAAGAGAUAACUCGCGCAGAAGGUGUAAGGAUAAUCUGAGUCACAACGUGCCACUAGGACCCAGGGGCGCGGUGUCUGCAGUGUUUUCUGAGUCUCCGCCCCUCCAAUAACACGUGAACCUCCUCCAGGAGAAUCACCUCCAAACAUCAACAGAGCGGGCAUUCUGGAUUCAGAGUCGGCUGGAGGGGGAGCUGGUCGGCUUGGUACCUUAGAGAUUGGAGCCGGCCAUAAAAUCUAAACUCACCCAGUCUCAGCACAUAGAACGCUCUAUACUUUUAGAUGAAAACUGAUUAACGAUCGGUUCCAUCGUCUCCUUCAAGCAACAGCAGUAUGCCUGGUUACGACUACAAGUUUCUGGAGAAGCCGAAGCGGCGCUUUCAGUGUCCUCUGUGCAACAAGCCGAUGCGAGAGCCGGUGCAAGUCUCGACUUGUGGCCACCGUUUCUGUGACACCUGUCUGCAGGAGUUUCUCAGUGAGGGCGUGUUUAAAUGUCCAGAGGACCAGCUUCCACUUGACUACGCAAAGAUCUACCCCGAUCCAGAGUUGGAAGCCCAGAUCCUAUCCCUGGUCAUUCGCUGUAUCCACAGUGAGGAAGGCUGCAGAUGGACAGGACAGAUUAAACAGCUGCAGCCCCACCUUGCUACAUGCCCAUUCAAUGUGAUACCUUGCCCAAACCGCUGUACAGUCAAGCUGAGCAGAAGGGACCUGGCGGAACACUUGCAGCAAGAUUGCCCAAAGCGUCGAGUCAAAUGUGAAUACUGUGGCAAUGACUUCACUGGAGAAGGUUAUGAGAAUCACCAGGGGAUUUGCCCUCAGGAGAGCGUGUACUGUGAAAACAAGUGCGGAGCCAGAAUGAUGCGGCGUUUGCUCUCACAACAUUGCCUUACGGACUGUCCCAAACGCACACAGCCCUGCAAGUUCUGCGGCAAGGAGUUUGUGUUUGACACCAUACAGAACCACCAGUAUCAGUGCCCACGGUAUCCGGUGGCUUGUCCCAACCAAUGCGGAAUGACGAACAUUGCCCGGGAGGAUCUUGCACACCACCUGAAAGACAACUGCAACACAGCCAUGGUUCUUUGUCCAUUCAAGGAUGCAGGCUGCAAACACAGGUGCCACAAGAUUGCAAUGAGCAGACACAUUGAUGAAAGCAUGAAAGUGCACCUGAACAUCAUGUGCAGCCUGGUCAGCCGUCAGCGUCAGGAUAUCCUCGAGCUGCGGAGGGAGGUGGAGGAGCUCUCGGUCGGCAGUGACGGUGUCCUGAUUUGGAAAAUAGCCGACUACGUGCGCAAGAUGCAAGAGGCCAAACUCCGGAACAACUACGAGUUCUUCAGCCCUCCGUUUUACACCCAUCGCUAUGGCUACAAGCUGCAAGUGUCAGCGUUCCUUAACGGCAACGGAAGUGGGGAGGGGACCCACUUAUCGGUCUACAUCCGCGUCCUUCCGGGUGAGUACGACAACCUACUGGAGUGGCCCUUCUCCUACAAGGUGACCUUCUCCAUUAUGGACCAGAGUGACCCAUCUCUGUCAAAACCGCAGCACAUCACUGAAACCUUCACCCCUGACCCCAACUGGAAGAACUUCCAGAAGCCUCUGAACUCCAGGAACUCCAUGGAUGAAAGCAGUCUUGGCUUCGGAUAUCCCAAGUUCAUUUCUCAUGAGGAGAUCAAGAAGAGGAAUUACAUCAGGGACAAUUCAAUCUUCAUCAGAGCUUCGGUGGAGAUCCCUCAGAAGAUUAUAGCCUGAAUACCGGCCAGAAGGAAAGGGACCAAUACACCUCCUUUAACAUUAAAAGCUUUCCUUGUUAUAUACACGCAUUAUGUGUAUAUUGUGAUACAAACAAUUUGCUCGAGAACCAAAAUUUCUGAGGUAGAUUUGGGAUUUCUCUGUGCACUACGAACGUUGCUACUGUAUGUGCGAAAGUUGGCAUGGUACUCGAACAGUGAGUCUGCCCACUUCAGGGAGACAAAGAAUACCUCCACCGUGUGGCUUUUUUUUUAAAAAAGAAGAAACUGUAUGUCUUGUUUUGAUUUGCCAUUAUUUCAUAAUUUGUGCUCACAUUUGGAGCAGUCUUGAUCCUCUCACUUGAGAGCAUGCCAGUCCAAAAUGUUGUGAGAAGGUACUCAGUCUGAUAUAUAUUCCCACUCUGAAGGGUCACUCUGAAAACAAGUCCAGUCAGUGGAGGACUGGAGGAAGGAGUCUGAAGAUGUGGACGGAAAUAUUUUCCUUCAGGCAAGCUUUUAACUUUGUCCACAGACAUGUUUAAUGGAGAUCAAAGGCACUAUAACAGUGUCCAUUAAGGGGCAAGGGUACAAAAAUUUUAUCAAGUGAUGGUCAGUAAUGCAAAGGGGUUCAACUCCAGGCUGGUCUUUGGUGCUGCCAAAAGUGUUUGUGUGUUUGUUUGUUUGUCAGAAGGAAGAAUCAUCUUGUGUACUGUAAUUUUAAGCUGCUGAAAGUUGGCUUCUCAGGUGAUCACACAUAAGCCAGCCUUCAGUAUUAGCCAUGUUAAACGUUUUCAGAAUAGCUACUCACAAUGCCAUGCCAGCCAGUGAGUGUGCCGGUGGGUGGGUUGUAGGAUUCACAGCAAACUCCACUUGACAGCAAACACAGUCAGUUUACUCAAUCUAUUUAAAAAGCAGGUGAAAUACAAACUAUAGUAACUUCUCCCAUUUUGCUUUGUCAAAUGAAUUUAAGCUGUGUGCAUAAAUCUCAGCCACUCACAGCCAUGUGGUCAGCAAGAUUAACAAGUGUGUAAUCCACUGACUUUGGGGAGUGGUGGUGUUGGUUGGGGGUUGCAUGUGGUAAAGAGUGCUGACUUACUCCGUUGCAUAAAUUAACAAAUUAACACGGGAGCUACUUGCAGCCAGCUUUCAGGCAGCCAUUUAAAAGAGCAAAAGAAACAUUCUGAGGGAGAGGGUAGGAGAGACCUUUAUUUACAUCCCAGUGUUACUUUGGAACAUGAGGAGUGACAUUUAGUGCACAGGAAGAAUACAGCCUAGUUUAUAUUGUUAUUUGACUUUGGCUGAUUGUUGAGAAAUGCCCAUUUAAAAUUUUUUUUAAUAAACUAAGGCAUGUGCAAUAAGUAAAUGCCCACAUUCAAAGAUGUGAAUAGUUAAAGCUACUAAUAUAUAAAACAGUAAUAUUAGAAGUUAAAAAGAAGUUUGUUUCUUUUUUAAUUUCUCUCUUUCUGCCAUUCUUUUCACUUCUCCUCUCCCCUUGUGCUCCCUCACGGAAGUUGGUAUCUUUUGCUAAGUGCAAACAAUAUCAGGUGCAAACUGUUUUUAUGUCAGUGUCCACAUUCACCGAUUUUGAAAACUGAAAAUUUUUUCUAAAGCUGAAUAUUUUAAAUGAAAUUACAUCUAGGACUUUAACCGUUUUUUGUAGUAGGAUAGAGACUCAAGAGUGCUUUUGUAAUAAACAAUAAUGAAGAGGCUGGAAAAAAUCUCAAUGGCAUGUUAAUGUAAUUCCAUUUUGUAGGUUACUUAAAUCCAUUUGAAAAAUUUUGGAGUUGCCUUCUGCUUUCCAAGACUCCCAUGUAUGAUUUCCCUUCUAAAUCUAUUUAUUUUUUAGCUCUGUUGUUGAUCAUUGAGGUAGAUAUGCUUGAAAGCCAGAAUAAGAGAUGAUUGCCUGUAUGUUCGUCUUUUUCAAAAUAAAACGUGUAUUCAUAC
This is a messenger RNA of Pristis pectinata (smalltooth sawfish), 4019 nucleotides long. Its product is annotated as TNF receptor-associated factor 4-like. The transcript has 7 exons. Gene Ontology annotation, molecular function: zinc ion binding; protein binding. The record is from RefSeq and is a predicted model, not a curated record. Lineage: Eukaryota; Metazoa; Chordata; Chondrichthyes; Rhinopristiformes; Pristidae. Gene Ontology annotation, biological process: positive regulation of JNK cascade; activation of NF-kappaB-inducing kinase activity; signal transduction. The coding region runs from base 685 to 2097 and encodes 470 amino acids.